AUCACUUUUGGGACCUGUUUAUAUCAUGAUUCCGACUUUUAGAUUUUGUCUUGACAUAAAAACAUAUUCAGCAUUAAUCCUAAUCGAGCCUGGAUUCAAACCCCUGGCCUAGACACCCCCCCCCCUUUUCCCUUAACUCUUUUCUUUUUCAGCACUUUAAUGCGUGCGCGAGAAGUUGUGGGUGACGUCACACUUCUAAUUUGCAUGCCCAAUUUCGAGCCCUUGCAUGAUUUUAUGACGUAUAGAUAGAGGUAAUAUAGUGUUACGUAUUAUUCCCUGUACACCCACCAGAGCAGUGUGUUUCUUUGUAGUUGAUUGGUUUCAUUGAUUCCCAUCGCUUUACAGCUAUAGGAUGUUGAGGUUCUCUUUGGGAGGGACACGGUUGGUCAGGAUUAGGAACGAACGAGUACAUCAGAGGGACGGUUCAUGUUGGACGUUUGGGCGGGACAGCGUUAGGGAGGUCAGAUUAAGAUGGUUUGGACAUGUUCAGAGGAGGGAGAGUGAGUAUAUUGGUAGGAGAAUGUUGGACAUGGUGCUGCCAGGCAGGAGGCAAAGAGGAAGGCCAAAGAGGAGGAAUAUGGAUGGAAUAAAUGAGGAUAUGAAGCUAGUGGGUGCAAGUGUUGAGGAUGGAGAAGAUAGGGAUAGGUGGAGAGAGAUGAUUCACUGAAGGGAAAAGCCCAAAGAAGCAGAAGAAGAUAGCUAUGUUUGAAUGUUGUAAAGGAUCCGUGAAACAAAGUUAGUUUCACUUAUCACUUGCGCUACAGCAGCUGUAAACAAUCUAUUACCUGAUCAUCAACCUCAUCAAUUUUUUCCUGAAGUUUUUCCCAUGGUUGAAAACUUAGUUACAAAUCAUUUAUACUGGAGACUCUUUCCAAAUUUGUUAUAAAGACUUGAUUAUAUUUUUUUGUUUUGUUUAGUUUUCCCCCCAAAAAAAUAAUUUAAUUACACAUUAUUGGGGUCCAGUGUACAAGUUCCUAAGUAAGCGAGAAAAUAUAGAAUUAGACAAAGCUCAGUGAUGAAUUAUUACGAACACACACACACUGGCUUUAACACACCUGAAUGAGGUCAUCAUGUAAUCAUCACACCGGACAUGAGCUGCAGUGUGAGGCCGGGUGUGUUGGAGCAGGGAGGACAGAAAGACGUGAAGUGGAGCAGCAGAACGGGACUGGAACAGUUAACACAGAUAUUUGUCUCCCACCCUCGUGGUGCGAGCAAUCCCGACCUCGUUUUUCAAGCCAGGCUCGUGCACGGAGCUGCCGGUUAUCCAUCCAUGAUGUCUGAAGGAGAAGCAAAACAAGCUCCGGCUCAGACCUCCGCCAUGGAGGCGAAAUCCGAGGCAGCGGCCCCCACGCCCACCGCUCAAGGCGUCUCGUCGGUGUCUCCCCCAGUGUCCACGGUAACGCAGGCUCCGCCGGCACCUACGACAGCGACCGAAGACGAAGAAGAGGAGAGCGAAGACGAGUCCGAGAUCCUGGAAGAGAGCCCGUGUGGACGCUGGCAGAAGCGCAGAGAGGAGGUUAACCAGAGAAACGUUCCAGGCAUCGACAACGCCUACCUGGCCAUGGACACAGAGGAGGGAGUGGAGGUGGUGUGGAAUGAGGUCAUGUUCUCCGAAAGGAAGAACUUCAAACUGCAGGAGGAAAAAGUGAAGGCAGUUUUUGAUAACCUGAUUCAGCUGGAGCAUCUGAAUAUCGUGAAGUUUCACAAGUACUGGGCCGACGUGAAGGAGAACAGAGCCAGAGUUAUUUUUAUAACAGAGUACAUGUCCUCAGGGAGUCUGAAGCAGUUUCUGAAAAAGACAAAGAAAAACCACAAGACUAUGAAUGAAAAGGCAUGGAAACGGUGGUGUACUCAGAUAUUAUCUGCUUUAAGUUAUCUGCAUUCAUGUGACCCCCCCAUCAUCCAUGGGAACCUGACCUGUGACACCAUCUUCAUACAGCACAAUGGCCUCAUCAAGAUCGGCUCAGUUGCUCCAGACACCAUUAAUAAUCACGUUAAAACAUGUCGGGAGGAACAGAAGAGUUUGCAUUUCUUUGCACCGGAAUAUGGAUAUGUUACCAACGUCACCACAGCCGUGGACAUUUAUUCCUUCGGAAUGUGCGCCUUAGAGAUGGCCGUGCUGGAGAUUAGUAACGGAGAGUCGUCGUACGUGUCGCCGGAAGCCAUUAACAGUGCCAUUCAGUCUUUGGAGGAUCCCUUGCAGAGAGAGUUUAUUCAGAAGUGUCUGGAGACGGACCCCAGUAAAAGGCCCACAGCUAGAGAGCUGCUUUUCCACCAGGCUCUGUUCGAGGUGCCUCAGCUCAAGCUCCUGGCGGCUCACUGUAUCGUCAGCCACCAGCACAUGAUCCCUGAAAACGCUUUAGAGGAAAUGACUAAGAACAUGGACCCCAAUCGGGUGAUCAUGGAGAGGAAGGAAAUGCAGCUGAAGUUGUCCCAGUUUCCAGCACUGGAGCUUGACAAGUUCCUUGAAGAUGUGAGGAACGGGAUCUAUCCGUUGACGGCGUUCGGCAUGCCUUGCCCUCAACAGCCCCAGCAAGAGACAGUGAAGUCCCCCAUCAUCCCGCCCUCUGUGAAAACCCCCACACCAGAACCUGCAGAACUCGAGACCCGGAAGGUGCUUCAGAUGCACUGCAACAUUGAGCCUGUGGAGGAAGGAGCGAAGCAUCACCUGACCUUACUGCUAAAGCUGGAAGAUAAGCUGAAUAGACAUUUGAGUUGCGAUUUGGCACCAAAUGAGAACGUGCAGGAGCUGGCAGUGGAGCUGGUCCAGCUUGGCUUCAUCAGCGAGGGCGACCAGCCGCGUCUCGCCACUGUGCUGGAGGAGGCCUUCACGAAGUUCUACAGCCGUAACGGCUCCCUGAACCCCGUUACCGUUUCCUCGUAGCAGUGGGUGGAGAUGUGCGCCUCUGUUCGCCGCCGCUCCUCAUCCUCACACACGGGACAAGACUCUAGCACUUGCUCACUCGACGGACCGGGUGGAAGCUAGGGGUAUUUUUUUCGCAGAAAAAAAAAAAAACGGAUCAGGAGACCUCGUCCGGCGCUCGCACGACGAUUUCCUGCAUUUCUGUUGUUCUUCACGCCGCUGUAGGUGGCAGAAAUCGUUGCCUGACGUUCGUGUACAUUCAUUUCUCUCUGUGUAGCCGCCACCUGCUUCUCUGAGAAAGUUAUUGUUCAUGUCAGUAUUACAAGCUGUGUUCUUUUUAUUUUAUUUUUUGUUUUUUGUUUUUUAUAUUAUUAUUAUUAUUAAUAUUACAUACAGUAUCUCUGUGGGAUGGGUCAUGGUUCAGGGUGUUUUUCUGUUUUGUUUUGUUUUUGUUUUUUUUUGAAUGGUUUAUUAGUGGAACAAGCCCUUUAUUUUUUUUAUUUUUUUUUAGAAAGAAAUGUGUGCGAAUGAUUCUGUCUCGGACGAGAGGGAACCCGUCGUUUACUGCUUUAUCAAGUUCUCACGACGCGCCAUGUGACCCGGUGGCAGUUGUUCAAGCUUUUAAAGGUGCAAUGGUUAAGGUUUUUUUCCUCUGUUCAACUUUAUAUCCAUUUUAAAAAAAAAAGGUCUGAACAUGAAACUGAAUGAAAGCGUCAUAAAGCCGUCGCUUCGCGUCUCCUAUUCGUGGUAGGUUUUUAUAAAAUUCUUCUCUCUCUCUCUCUCUCUCUCUCUCUCUCUCUCUCUCUCUCUCUCUCUCUCUCUGUGUUUGUGUAACCCUGUGGCAGAUGUAUCCCAAAGGUACGAUUAGGUGUUUGUUCUGUUACAAAGCGCUUUAUAUGCGCGUAAAUAUGUGGUUGCUGACGCUUUAAAGGAAAAAAAUCUUAAUUAGAGCAUCUUUACUAUAAUUAUAUAGAAUUAACUGUGGUUAAAUAAUGCAAAAUUUCACUUAAGCCAAUACUGUGAAAGGGAGGGGCUGUCAGUGUUGUUUUGGGGGUUUUUUGGGGGGGGGGGGUCGUAAAGGGAUGUGGGAUGGAGGAGGCGGAGUUUAGCAGAUUAUUUAUCAUUUACAUUCUAUACCUUGAGAUUCUCAGCGUUUUAGCAACUGUUUGUGAAUGUAUGAAUUUUUCAUUUGCUGUACAUUGUUACCCGUGAGGUGUGUUUGCGCGUGAAGGAAGGACACGCCCGAACGUUUUUUUGUUUUUUUUCUCUCCUCUCGCCGCUACUUUCACUAAUCUACAAAUUACAAUUCAGUUUAAUGAAAUGUGCCUUCUACAGACGAAGAGUCGAUAACGGUUUAAAACAGCAAAGGCGUUCGACACGGUUCCGCUCCCUGAUGUGUUGCUAGUGACAUGCUUUUUUGACACGCGUGCACGGAUCAAUAGAUCAGUCCAGCUACCUUUUUUGCUAACACUUGGAUGCAAAACAUGCUUUUCGCGCCUCUGAAGAUUUAAAGCGAGUCUGAUUUUUUUCUUUUUUUCUUUUUUCUUAAGCAGUGGAAGGUUUGAAGGGAAUGUUAACGGAGACGGUGUAGAAAUGUUUCUCUGUGGUCGCUGGUGUUUGGGUACAGAAGGUAAAAGGAGGUAAGGUAGAGGUCCAGCUUGUUGCUGGUUUGCACAUUUGUAAAGCAUCCCCCCCCCACACACAUACUGUAUAUGAAGACACUUGGGUUGUGAUUGUGUUGGGCUUCUGAACAUUUGCAGUUAAAAUGUCAACAAGGAUCUUUGGUGGAUCUUAAGAGCCGUUCUUGGCUUUUAGUAUUGUCCAGUUCAGAUUAGCAAACUUUGAUCGGUUGGUCAGUCAAUCAGUCGAUCAGGUGAGACAUCGUGGCUUCACUCAUUGAGUUAUAAAGAAGAGAAGAUGUGGAGUUCUGAUCAGCCGGAAAUUCAAUACAUCUAGCUUUUCUGUCAAGUGAAAGAAGCUAAACUUCAAAUUAUUAUAAAAACCACUCAGAAAUAGACACAUUUGUUCAGAAGCACAUCACACUCCUAUGUGCUGUACACACUGGCCAGAAACCAAUUAUUAUAAUGUUCAGUUUUGAGCUUCUCUCUUUCUCUGUUCUCGUUUUAUCUCCCAAAAAAAAACAGCAAGUAGCUGAUAACUGCUUUUACAACCCAGUUCUCUUUCUGUAUCUUUUCCUAAACAACAACGAAAACAAAAAAGUUGCACCAUUUCUUGAUUAUAAAGAUGACACUUCUUCAA
Messenger RNA from Hemibagrus wyckioides, 5122 nucleotides. It is a transcript of the gene nrbp1, whose product is annotated as nuclear receptor binding protein 1. Lineage: Eukaryota; Metazoa; Chordata; Actinopteri; Siluriformes; Bagridae. The coding region runs from base 1091 to 2884 and encodes 597 amino acids. Gene Ontology annotation, biological process: protein phosphorylation; endoplasmic reticulum to Golgi vesicle-mediated transport; intracellular signal transduction. Gene Ontology annotation, cellular component: cytoplasm; endomembrane system. Gene Ontology annotation, molecular function: ATP binding; protein kinase activity. The record is from RefSeq and is a predicted model, not a curated record. The transcript is spliced from 18 exons.